Messenger RNA from Cucumis sativus (cucumber), 745 nucleotides. Its product is annotated as glutaredoxin-C6. The transcript has 2 exons. The record is from RefSeq and is a predicted model, not a curated record. Lineage: Eukaryota; Viridiplantae; Streptophyta; Magnoliopsida; Cucurbitales; Cucurbitaceae. Bases 86 to 496 code for a protein of 136 amino acids.
CCCCUUCCCUAAUUUAACAAUUCCCCUUUUUCACUCCCGCCCUGACCUAUAUUUUCUCUCUCCCGUCUCUCCCAAUUAUCCGGCGAUGCACCGCAGCACAAACGACGCCGUAUCCUUCGAAUUUCCUCCUUCUCCGACCUCCUCCUCCUCCCUAUCCAUCGACGUGGAUGAGUCGUCGGAAACUCGGAUCCGGCGGCUGAUUACAGACCAUCCGGUGAUCAUAUUCAGCCGUUCCUCUUGCAGCAUGUGCCACGUCAUGAAGACUCUCCUCGCCAUCAUCGGUGUCCAUCCUACUGUCAUCGAAGUUGACGAUCACGAUGAAAUCGCCGCUGUUCCUUCUUCGUCUUUCGUUCGAGACAGUUCUGCGCCGGCGGUUUUCAUCGGUGGCGCGAGCUUCGGCGGCUUGGAAUCUCUUGUUGCUCUGCAUCUUAGCGGCCAUCUCGUCCCUAAACUUAUCGAAGUUGGAGCUCUCCCGGUGGGACACGUGCAGUGUUGAGAGUGGGAGAUCACCACAGUUUCCAUGCAGGUGCGAUACAGAGGAUUCAUGCCUUAGGUAUUUUUGUAAAUAUUGGGAAAGUCUUUCGUCGCCACUGUGAAUCUGUGUGCGUCAUCGUAGCCUAAACAUUCUCCCCAAAACCAAUGGAGUAUUUUUCCCUUUUUUGUUUUCAACUUUCUAUUGUGUAAUAUAUUCUUUUUUAAGAAAAAGAAAUAUAUGAAUUUGGUUUUGAUAUUACUUUUCUUUGCA